Molecule: messenger RNA, 1356 nt
Organism: Peronospora matthiolae
Lineage: Eukaryota; Oomycota; Peronosporomycetes; Peronosporales; Peronosporaceae
Source: the annotation of a GenBank genome assembly
AUGAAGGUCUUCUGUCUGCGGUCCAAGUCUGAUAGUGAAGACUGCACCAAGAACUAUAUUCUCAAGAUUCAAACUCAGUUCGGCAAGAAGAUCAAGUUCGUUCGGCAUGAUGGAGCGCACGAGUUCGCGACCAACUCGAUCAAGACCUUCUAUGAAGAUCAAGGUAUCGAACAACAGAUCACGGUGCCGUAUGCACACCAGACCAACGGCACUGCAGAACGCGCGAUACGGACCAUCGUCACGAUCGGACGCAGCUUGUUGCAUCAUGCAAAUCUGGAAAAGCAUUUCUGGGCUGAAGCGGCAAUGACGACGAUCUACAUCAAGAACCGCCUGCCGUCACCCAGGAUCGACCACAAGACUCCGUUCGAGAUCGUGUACAAGUCGAAGCCAAGCGUCAAGCACAUGCGCGUGUUUGGAUGUCAAGCGUACAUCCUGACACUAAAGGUGAAGCGAAUGAAGUGUGACUCGAAGGCUCGUGCACGGAUGUUCAUGGGCUACGAAGAAGCGUCAAAGGCGUACCGAGUGUACGACAUUGAGGCAGGCCAAGCGGUGAUCAGUCGUGACUUCACCUCCGACAAAUCGACUUUUGACUUUUCGAUGAGCCGAUCAAGUGACGACGAUAAAGAUGCGGAGUUGGACCUCAACCUCCUGGCGAUCAACAAUGACGACGUGCGUCAGAUCACCUACAAGCAGACUGGCAAGCGCAAGAGUGAAGCAAGCACCGGCAUGUCACGAUCAUCUCACCAUCGAACUGGGUUGGAACAAGCAAGUGUGCCGGAACGCGUCUCCAACCGUCACCAGAAACGACGAUCAAGUGCUCCCGAAACGAUGUCUGAUGACGAAGAAGAUUUAGGCGCCUACGAUCAAGAUGACGACUUUGAUCGUUUGGAGUUGGUGAAGGCGAUCUACGGUCUCAAGCAAGCUUCGCGGGUAUGGAACGAGAAUUUCGACGUGUUCGUGUGCUCCAUCGGUUUCGAGGUGCCGGCGUUCGACCCAUGUCUAUACAUCAAGAUCGCUCGAGUUGAUUGCGCAACGAAGGCUGAUCUCAAGACACGCUUCGAGAUGACCAACAGUGGCAAGUGUACUUUUGUACUUGGCAUCGAACUGGUGGACGGCUUGGAUGGCAGCGUGACGAUGUGCCAGCGACGGUAUGCCAACGACGUCUUCAAGCGUUUCGGCAGGUAUGAGUGCAAGGCCACAGCAAGUCCGGUCGGUUUGAGCACUCGGCUUGUCGCAAGCAGCGAAUCGGCCAAGAUCAACGUUCCGUUUCGCGAAGCUGUUGUAUCUCCAAUGCACUUAACGACUGUGACGCGCCAUCGCGUAUGCUGUGGGGUACUUCUCACACUUCAUGGAUAA